Molecule: messenger RNA, 3156 nt
Organism: Saccostrea cuccullata (small rock oyster)
Lineage: Eukaryota; Metazoa; Mollusca; Bivalvia; Ostreida; Ostreidae
Product: mismatch repair endonuclease PMS2-like
Exons: 23
Coding region: 32-2686 (884 amino acids)
Biological process (GO): mismatch repair
Cellular component (GO): MutLalpha complex
Molecular function (GO): mismatched DNA binding; ATP binding; ATP-dependent DNA damage sensor activity
Source: RefSeq, a predicted model, not a curated record
CCAGUUUGUUGAACUUUCAGAUAGAUGGAUUAUGGAGGAGGAACAAGCGUCACUUGCCAAAGAAAUCAAAGCAAUCGACAAAAAGUCAAUCCACAGAAUCUGUUCAGGGCAGGUUGUUCUAACUCUUGCCACAGCAGUCAAAGAGCUGGUGGAAAACAGCAUUGAUGCAGGGGCAACCAGUGUUGAAAUAAAACUGAAGGAUUACGGAUUGGAGUCGAUUGAAGUGAGUGACAAUGGAAGCGGAGUGGAGGAGAGUAAUUUUGAGGGACUAACUCUCAAGCACCAUACAUCUAAGCUUCAGGAUUUCACAGAUCUGACCAGUGUUGCCACAUUUGGUUUCAGAGGGGAAGCUCUCAGCUCCCUUUGUGCUCUCAGCUCUCUAACAAUUACAACAAGGCAUGGUGAUACAAGUGUUGGAACAAAACUGGAAUUUAAUCACAAUGGAAAAAUAAAUACCAAGUCUCCACAACCAAGACAGAGAGGAACAACAGUACUUCUACAGAACCUGUUCUCUACUCUUCCUGUUCGACACAAGGAAUUCCAGAGGAACGUCAAAAAAGAAUUCAAUAAAUUGAUCCAGGUGCUGAACUCUUACUGCAUUAUCAGUACAGGAGUUAGAAUUACCUGCUCUAACCAAUCCAAGAAAGGAGGGUGGUCAACAGUGUUGUCAAGCAAUGGAAACCAAACAUUGAGGGAAAAUAUAGCAGAUGUUUUUGGACCAAAGCAGAUGCAGAGUCUUACAGAGUUUGUGACCUUUGACCCAAGUGAUGACAUCUUGGAUGAGUACAGUCUCAAGGUCAACAAGGACAUUGUUAACUGCUUCAGAAUAGAAGGCUAUGUUUCUAAGUGUGCCCAUGGUGUGGGGAGGAGUGCUACAGACAGACAAUUCCUCUUCAUCAACAAACGACCAUUUGAUUCAGCUAAGACAUCUCUUCUGAGGAUGUAUGAGCCUACUGUGUCCACCUAUCCUCUGACUAUGAUCACUGAUAAACUGUUCCAGAAAAAAAUAAUUCAGUCCAGUGGAACAAAAAAUCAGGUGUCAGCCCUGAGUAACCUGAAGAGAAAGUUUUCUAGUGCCUUUGCCAAGACUGAGGCACCGAGAACUGCAUCACCCUCAGCUAAAGACAGAAGUCCUGCCUCUAAACAAAGAAGGCUUGAUCACUUUGUUUUCAAAACAUCUCCUAUGAAAGACAUGAAGAAUAGUGUCCGAGACUUGGAUUCAUGGUGGAACAAAUCAGAGGAGACUGUCAUCAUACUGGAAGAGGAUGGGGAUAAGUCCACAGAUUUCCUCACAAGGGAGGUCAGUACAGAGACGAUUACAUCAGAGGGCGGAGUUAUGGGACCUGGAGGAGACUGUUCAGAUCUGAAGGUUGUGUUUCAUGAAUCAGAAAAUGUGAAUUCUGUCACCAACCAGAGCGGUGAAGAAAGAAAUUCUGCAUCUCACGAUGGAGUCUCAAACUGUCAUCUAUCUUGUUCAGUGAGGGUUAAUGACUCAAAAGGGGAAUAUGGUGAAGAUAAUCUUUUGUGUUCAAAGGGCAGUAGUCCUGCCAUUUCCAAAUCAUUAAAUGAUGAAAAUUGCAUUAAGUCUUACAUGGGCAAUUUCAAAAAUAAUAUGUGUUCAAAUGAAACAAAUCAAAAUACCACAGAGUGUUCCGAUGAUAACUCUCUGUGUUCAAAUCUUUAUUCUUCCAAUGUAAGCGAGGGUUUUGUCAAAAGUCUAUGUGAUUCCUCAAAUUAUUCUGAGGACAAUGGAUUAACUUCAGAGAGUACUUCUGGUGAUAUUAACAAGUUUUCAGACAGAGACAGUGAUGAUACCUGUAUAAAAGUAAAUCUUGUGUGUAAAUUGUCCAGUGUGUCCUCAAACCAGCCAGAAAUCUCAUCUACCGGCACAGACAACCUCCAUCUGACAGUCACAAGUCUGGAUACAAAAGAAUCUCUCUCCAGAAGAGAAACAACGGUGCCUUUCAGCUUCUUAAAGCUGAAAGAGAAAUUAAAGAAAGCUUCAAAAGAGAAGACCAGUGAUAUAGAGAGCUGUAGGAGAUUCCGCGCGGUUAUCUCCCCUACCGAGAAUCAGUCGGCAGAGGAGGAACUACAGCGGGAAAUCUCAAAAAGCAUGUUCAAAGAAAUGGACAUUCUUGGACAGUUCAACUUAGGAUUUAUCAUCGUGAAGCUGAACAACGACUUGUUUAUCGUGGAUCAGCAUGCAACAGAUGAGAAGUACAACUUUGAAAUGUUCCAGAGGCACACUGUUAUACAGAGUCAGAAGCUUAUACAGCCUCAGAACCUGGAGUUGACGGCCAGCAAUGAAACCAUUCUGAUUGACAGUCUGGAGGUCUUCAAGAAAAACGGAUUUGACUUCAUCAUUGAUGAAUCUGCUCCUCCGAUGCAGAGAGUAAAACUGACAUCAAUCCCGGUGAGUAGGAACUGGACAUUUGGCAAGGAAGACAUUGAAGAACUCAUCUUUAUGCUUUCUGACUGUCCUAAUGUUAUGUGUCGACCAUCAAGGGUCCGCCAAAUGUUUGCAUCCAGAGCUUGUAGAAAAUCUAUCAUGAUUGGCACUGCUUUAAAGAAAUCAGAAAUGAAGAGGCUUGUAUGUCAUAUGGGAGAAAUAGAUCAGCCUUGGAAUUGUCCUCAUGGCAGACCAACAAUGCGGCAUCUUAUCAACCUGUUAAUGGUUCCAAGAUAACAACAAAGACAGUCUGAAGACCGUGUUAAAAAACAAACAAUAGACAAGACUUGCCAGCGGCUUCCUAUGAGAGUUGCAACAAAGAAAAGUGAACUUUUAUAUUAGCAUGUUAUUAGUAUAACUGUAGAAAAAAUAAAUAAAACAGACACUGAUUACUACUGAUUACAUUUUCUGCCGUCCUGUUUUAUGUUUAAUUGAAAAUGAAUAUAAAGUAAAUUGUGAAGGUAAUGACAAUAGGCCUAUUGUGGUAAACUCUUUUCGGGGCUCUAGAGGAUGCUUCAUGUUUUCAAGGGAAUUUUUUCUGGAGUUGUCCUUGGAAUUCCAUUUAAUUCAACAUUGCAGUGUUUUGGAGGCAUCUCAUGCCCCUUUAUGCUUAUCCUUUAUGCUUCUCAAAUAAUAUGCAAGAUUUGAAUUGAUAUUAAAGAGAAGCUUUUAAUAAAGAAUUUUAGCUCACCUGCACCUAAGACUCA